GGACGUGAACCCGCCAGAGGAGCAGAGGAGAUACGACGCAGAACGCGGAGGAAACCGAGGGGCCCCCGCUGUGCUGCAGACAAGAAAUGCUCAGAUCCAUGCAGUCAACACAACAAGGGGUCUCUUCAGCUGCUCUCAGCGUGCUGUAAAGAAAACAUGCACUGCUGCUUUAGUCACUGGACAAAGAAGGCACAGCUGACGACCAAUAUGGACCUGCAGCAGCCGGGUGUUUUUCAAAAUUCAUAGUUUUCUGAUCUGCAGCUGUGUCUCCUCCAAACACUGAGGAGUGCUGAUCUGUGACUAAACCCCCUACAGGUCCUCUGUCUUGUGUUACAAUGAUGUCAGUGGACGUGACCCAUCGCAAUGGCCCUGCUGCCACGCCUCCCACCUCUCUUAGCCUCCGCUCUUCACACAAUCAGCUACUUAGUGGCGACGUCAUCAAGCAAGGCUCGGACACCCCCCCCAAGUGUCGCAAAAAGUAUGCUCUCACAAGUAUUCAGGCUGCCAUGGGCCUUGGAGAAAAUGCACCAGCUUCAACAUCGUCGUCAUUGUCCCCGUCGCAGCCUGUUGCACCCAAUAACCCCAAACUAGCCAAGAAUGGUGCCAACCAGCUGCGUAAAGCUGGUCAGGACCACAAUAAAAACACAACCGACCCUGAUCUAACAGAAUCAGAGUGUAAUCCAGAACCAAUACCUGAGGAUCCCAAUGUUAACACAGUAGUAGAAGAGCACGACAGUCACUCUCUCACCAACAAUGACCGAGAGGAGGAUGUGUUUGAGUUGGAUGCUGAGCAGCGGCCAAGUUCCACCAGUGAUGUUGAGACAGAGGCGAAAGCAGAAUCGGAUGCAGACUGUAACAUUAACAGGGCAGGGGAGAUCAGAACCAACAGCAGUACGUCAGAUUUAGACUUUGACUUAAACAUUGAGGCGGAGGAGCCUGACGACAUAAGCAUUCUGUCUGAAAAGGAAAUCUCAACAACGAUGAAGAUAGAGGAAGAUGAGGUGGUUGAGGAGCUAGAGGAUGAGGAGAAAAAGCCAUUGCUAAUGCUGGAAAGUGAUUUCCCUUUAAAUGAGGGGAAAGUUUCUCCAGGUUCUGAAAUCAUCUCUGAACUCCAGUCCAACCUCUGCCUCCUCCAAUCAGGAAAGACCUCCGGGGUUCUUCCCCCGCUCUCUCCGCCAAGGCAAGGCAGCCCAGAAGACAUUGCCCUGCUCUCUGCUGCCUCCUGCCCUUCCUCUUCCUCCUCCUCUCCAGAGACAAAGAAGGACAGGAGGACUGGCGCAAAGACAGACUGUGCUUUGAACCGCAUCCAGAAUCUGAACCCCAGUGAUGAAGAAUUGAGCUGGACUACCCUGUCCCAAGACAGCAACUCCCCGGAGGAGACAGAUAUCUGGAGUGAGCAGUCAUUCCAGACCGAUCCCGACCUGCCUCCAGGAUGGAAGAAGAUCACAGACAUGGCCGGUAUCUACUACUGGCACAUUCCUACAGGCACCACCCAGUGGGAGCGGCCCUCCACCCGUCCUUCUCCACCUGGACAGACUGAGACCCCGGCCCUGGCUGAUCCCACGGCCCCCGCUCCACGUAAACACUCCCUGGCCUCCCUCAGCCCCUUACCCACUCCAGACCAUGAGUCAUGCCAGGCAGAGAUCUUCUUUAGGGCGUCAACUCGUUCGGGCAGCACCACCUCUGACAGCUCAGUGGAGCCUCUGUCCACUCAAGAGUCCACUCUCCCCACAUGUGGAUUUGUCAACAGCUGCUACUUUCCUCGUUCUACAUCUCUACAGGAGACACCAGAUCAAGAAAGUCGUUCUCAGCAUCACGAAGAUGAAGACAAGAAGCAGGUGUGGAGUGAAUUUGGAGGAAAAAUUGAUAGUGAAGUGUGGAAGGACCUGCAGGCAGCCACGGUGAACCCUGACCCCAGUCUGAAAGAGUUUGAGGGUGCCACGCUUCGCUACGCUUCUCUAAAGCUGAGGAACCGUCCAGCCACGGAGGAAAAUGAGUCCAGCAGAGUAAACAGUGACCCAGAGGCUAAGUGUUUUGCAGUGCGCUCCUUGGGUUGGGUAGAGAUGGCCGAGGAGGACCUGGCUCCCGGGAAGAGCAGUGUAGCCGUCAACAACUGCAUCCGACAACUGUCCUACUCCAAGAAUGACAUACGGGACACUGUUGGCAUCUGGGGUGAGGGUAAAGACAUGUACCUGGUGCUGGAGAACAACAUGUUGAACCUGGUCGACCCAAUGGACCGCAGUGUGCUUCAUUCCCAGCCCAUUGCAAGUAUCCGUGUCUGGGGCGUUGGCCGGGACAAUGGCAGAGAGAGGGACUUUGCAUAUGUGGCGCGGGACAAAAACACCAGGAUCCUGAAAUGUCAUGUGUUCCGCUGUGACACGCCAGCCAAAGCCAUUGCCACAAGCCUGCACAAGAUCUGCUCCAGGAUAAUGACAGAGCGAAAGAAUGCCAAAGCAAUGGCAGUAGGUUCACUUCAGGACAGGAUGCAGGCGGGGAUGGAUCUCCCUUUACAAGCAGAGUUCCCUACACCAAAGACUGAGCUGGUUCAGAAGUUUCAGGUGCUCUAUUUGGGUAUGAUGCCUGUGGCCAGACCAAUAGGCAUGGAUAUACUGAACGGAGCUAUCGACAGUCUCAUUGGCUCGUCCAACAAAGAAGACUGGACUGCUGUGGCCCUUAAUGUGGCAGAUGCCACUGUGACCAUCAGCAAAGACAAGGACGAAGAAGAAGUGCUGGUGGAGUGUCGGGUCCGUUUCCUGUCCUUCAUGGGCGUCGGUCAUGAUGUGCAUACGUUUGCCUUCAUCAUGGAUGCUGGAAGCCAUCGCUUUGACUGCCAUGUCUUCUGGUGUGACCCCAAUGCUGGAAGUGUGUCUGAAGCCGUGCAGGCAGCUUGUAUGCUGCGGUAUCAGAAAUGCCUGGUGGCACGGCCGCCCUCCCAGAAGGCCUGCGGCUCGUCGCCCCCCGGAGACUCCGUGUCCCGCCGGGUCUCGACCAGCGUGAAGCGAGGCGUCCUGUCUCUCAUUGACACCCUCAAACAGAAGAGACCCGUCACAGAGCUGCCGCAGUAAUGGCAGCGAGCCAGUACUGGCAUCCUAACACAGCUCCUAGUCACCAUGGAAGCUUCAUCGCUUCGCUGCCAAAGCCAUCACAUACUCCAGCAACCAUAGAAUAGCUGCUGGUUUGGUGGAGUCCCCAGUAGGUUUUGGAAGCAAAUAUUAAUGUUUCUUGGUUGAGUAGUUGUUCAAAAAAACAAUUCCAAAUCAAACAGGAGCAUCCGAGGAAGAGGUGUACAUUACUCUCAUUUCUCUCAGUAACAGCGUGAGGAGAAGAGGGAACAACUUGAAGAAGCAGCAGGCGCUCCUUCAAGCACAGCAUGUGUACCAUGACCGAGCUCAUUGCUGACCAAAACGCUCAUCUCUCCAUGCUUUCUGUGUAUCCGUGUCUCUGCCUGUCAGCAUGAUGCUCCACACCAGGCCAUGUUCCCCGUCAUCUUUUAAUCUGUAGUGGCUCUUCUCCCUCACUGAUGCUCCCUCUCAUCGUCCUUAGUAGAUCUAAACUUCAGAACAAAACAAAGAGAGCAAACAGGUGAGAAAAGCCAUCUUGUUCCUGGACGAACAAAGGAAGCUACUACAGACUUUAGAGAUUCCACUGCAACCUGUUCAGCUGAGCGUGCAUGAAGUUGUUUUUUUUUUUAUCUAAAUGUGAACCAUUGUAAACAAUGUGGAAACAAUGCUGCUGCUUUCAGAGACAGAAGGAGGUAAUUAAGAAGGCCACAGAUAUUUUUAGGCUUGGAACGAGUGGUGACUUAAAUCAUCCUUCAUAUCCCUACUGUUUACGUUUUAUGUUUGUUUUUGUUUUUGUUCUGGUCAUCUUAUAAGAAAUGACACAUAAUAGCCAUAACAGAGGAAGAGCUGUGGACAGUUUUCCCUGUCUGGUAACCAGUGCCAGACUUGCUGCUUCAAACACAGGAGACAUCAGCAUGCUGGAGGGAAAUCUGACAGAUCGUUCUCUUCAGUCCCACCUCACUCCCUGGUAACUUUGAGUCCUCUAAGAAAGGGGGAUUGCCUGGAGGAAGAGAUGGGAGACUUUAGGAAUGUGUUUUUCUAUCUCUGUAUGAUUGGUUGGGUUUAAAUCUUGAAAAGAAAUGAAGCGAUUUAUCCCUCGGCCUUCUCUGUUUUCAAGGGAAAACCCACCAGAAUGUUGGAGGGGCUCAAACCGAGCAGGGCUUUCCUGUUAUCCAUUUCCUGGGUUCUUCCACAGGCGAGAGCGUUUUUUUUUUUUUAAAGAAAAUCUUUCUUUGAAUUUGUCUUUACCAGUGCCAUAAAUUCACUAGCUUUGGAUCCGUUUUCAAGAUACACAAAUCUCCUUUCCACUUUGCUAGCUCUGUACUCUCACAUACCUGACGUGCUUGGAUGUAGGGAAAUCUGUUAUUCCACCUUAAAUCUCAGACACAGUUUGCUAAGCCCCUCCUCCAAGACAUUAUCCAGUCACAGCCUGAAUGGCUUUGCUUUUAAUUCAAAUUAUUUUGAUGUUUGAAAGAGUGACAGUUACAGUUCUGACUGGUAUACUUAAGGAGGGCAGGGCCUAGCAAACCAAGCGCUUAUAAAUCAAAUGUUCUAUGAAAGAAUUAGUAUACCACAAAGAAAACUGUUGGCUUUUCACCAUAUUCAUAUUUAUAUAUAUAUAUAUAUAUAAGAAGGAAGUGCUUGAACUGCAAAAAUAGGUAAAUUAGAAAAUCACUCCAUUUUUGUUCUGUUGAGAUAUUAAAUCCACCUAUGGCCUCAAAGGCCUAAGGUCCUUCUCUGGAACUACUGAUAAAGUCGGAGCUGGACGAGCAGCCCAGAGGUUUUGUUCAACAUGGCUGCCUUUCAUAUAAAAUUCAGUAAGAGCAGCCCGAAUAAACUAUUUAUUAACACUUCUGAUGGUUUGUUUCUUAUUCCUGCGCUCUGUUUCGUGUAAUACCUGGGUUUCAGGGGGAAGGUUCGUGGUUGGAAGACUUGAUGCCAUGAGAAAAUAACAUCAGCCCUAUUACACAUUUAACACUGUAGCAAACACAAUUUGAUCAGGAAAUAAACCAGCCUGCCACUGAUUUAUUUUAUUUGUUUUUUGCCCGACAUGUCGAAGCGGUAGACAGUCCACUCACCCUAAAGGCUGAAAGCUUCAAACAACCCAGUUUUAAGAUUGAUGGAAUUACAGCGGAGAAAACACAAAUACAUAUUAUUUUUAUGCUUUUUUUGGGAUUAGACCCUCCUUAAAUUGCGUCAAUAAAGAAACCUUUGCUGUAUUUGUGAAACGGACAAGAUUAAUUUCUAAUUUUCUUGAAAAUACUGUUAGUUUAGUUAAAUAAAUCAAAUUCAUGUUCAAAACUUAACAGAAAUAACUGCUUUCUGAAAAUUCAGUUUUGUAAAGAUGGUCCAUUAAUUUGCCGCUCUUGCUGUUGUUGACCUAAUUUGGUUUUCUUCUGACUGCUAUUUAGAUUUUUUGUUUUAGAUUUUUGUUUUUGCCCUUUACUGUAAUUUUCCUUCUUACACUUCUUUGUCUCCUUCAAUCUUUCCAUAAUGUAAAGCUGGAUGUGCUCGUAAUGCAAAUCAUGUUAACGUAAAACCUAAAUAGAAGUUCCUGCUUCAGUGAGGGUCAAUAGUUUAGUUUUUGAAACAUGCUGGAUGAAGUCAACAUUUUCCAUGUGGUGUACUAACUCGAAACAUGAUUGCUGGUGCAUCUUUCUUGUCUUGGCCACAGUUUGUGAGCUCCAAAGUCAAAUCACUCAACUGAAAAGAGCUAGUUUUGUAACACUGAUGGGAAAAUUCAGCCAGUUCCCUUCCUUUUUCACAGAAAGAUGUUGACGUGUGAAUAAGUCUGUGUGUACAGAAAAUCCACUCAGUGUAACAUUUAUUAUUGUUAUAAGCUAUGUCUUUAUUUUUGAAUGUCUCUUAUUUUCUUAUACGUUAUAAAAUUGCCUUUUCUGAAUCAUACCAAAUGGCCAAAGUGUAAAAUACGUAUAUAAAUUGUUGUUGAUAGGAAAAUAUGGAAGCAAAUAAUGAAAAAGCGAGGAGGUGAUUGGAAAUUUUUACACCUAAGUUGAUGCUGAAUUUAACUGUGUGAUUUUUUAUCUAUGCAUUCUUUUGAUCUGGAACAAAAGGAAAGUCAUGAGGAGCGUUGCAUGUUCUUGGAUGGUCGAAAGAGUUUUAAACAAAACUAUUUUUUAUUUUAUUUAUUCUAUUUUAUAAAAGGUAUAUACUGAUUUUAUUCGUUGGGGGCAAGUCUCUUGAUGCUAUCAUUAUUUCAGACCCUAGUUGACUCAGACAUCGCAAAAAGCUCCGGUUUGCUGAAGCAAAGCAGAUAAAGGAAUAUAUCUUCACCCUGUACAGUGAUCACUUUACCGCUGGGGUCCACUGCUGCUCAGAGCGUCAGACAGAGGAGGAAGAGGGCAGCAGGAGUGGACUCACAGCCCUUCUGUCAAACUCACACAGACACACAGAGUCCGGUCGAUGGAUGUGUUAGCUUCCGUUUGCUGCUCACUGAUUUGUACACUUUAGCAAUGUAACCGAUUGUUAGAAUAAAUGGUAUAAAACACA
This is a messenger RNA of Girardinichthys multiradiatus, 6572 nucleotides long. It is a transcript of the gene apbb2b, whose product is annotated as amyloid beta (A4) precursor protein-binding, family B, member 2b. The coding region runs from base 336 to 3065 and encodes 909 amino acids. The record is from RefSeq and is a predicted model, not a curated record. NCBI's taxonomy places the organism in Eukaryota, Metazoa, Chordata, Actinopteri, Cyprinodontiformes, Goodeidae. Gene Ontology annotation, biological process: regulation of DNA-templated transcription. Gene Ontology annotation, cellular component: nucleus; cytoplasm. The transcript is spliced from 21 exons. Gene Ontology annotation, molecular function: transcription factor binding; amyloid-beta binding.